Molecule: messenger RNA, 882 nt
Organism: Venustampulla echinocandica
Lineage: Eukaryota; Fungi; Ascomycota; Leotiomycetes; Helotiales; Pleuroascaceae
Exons: 1
Coding region: 1-882 (293 amino acids)
Molecular function (GO): feruloyl esterase activity
Source: RefSeq, a predicted model, not a curated record
AUGAAAGGCAGGUCAAACUCUCUAGUGGCGGCGGGGCUCCUCAUCCUUGGUGGGUUGGAUGGCAUUUUCGCAGCAAAACCAUCUCCUGCCUGUGGCAGCGCUUCGAAGUUGGUCACGAGCGGCAGCGUCAACACGCCUCUGACGAUGACAGUCAAUGGCAAGAGCCGCAACUACUUCGUAAAGCUCCCUGAUAACUACGACAGUAGCCACCCCUAUCGCCUGAUCUACACCCUACACGCACUUGGAGGCACUGCAAGUCAAGUCAUCGCAGGCACGAAUGGCUAUCUCCCUUGGUACGGCAUCCCACCGCUAGCAAAUGACAACAUCAGUGCUAUAUACGUGGCGCCAAAUGGCCUCGAUAAUGGCUGGGCCAACAACGGUGGCGAGGAUAUCACCUUUAUCAGUCAGAUCAAUGAUGUCCUUGACCAUGACCUUUGCAUCGACCGGGAUCUACGCUUCUCGACUGGCUUUAGCUAUGGUGGUGCUAUGUCUUACGCUAUUGCCUGCGCUCUUGCAAAGGAUUUCCGUGCCGUGGCUGCUCUGUCCGGAAACCCUCAGAUCAGUGGCUGCGCUGGCGGCAACGAUCCGAUUGCGUACUAUGGCCAGCAUGGCGUAAGCGACAACGUGCUACCCAUCACGGCUGCUCAUCAGAUGAGGGACCGCUUUGUAAAGAACAACGGGUGUACAGGGCCGCAGAACGCCCCGGAACCCGCAGCAGGCAGUGGAACGCACAUCAAGACCAAGUACACGGGCUGCCAGGCGGAUUAUCCCGUAGUAUGGGUUGCAUUUGACGGACCUCAUACUCCAACACCAAUGGAUAAAGGUGCUUCCCAGACCUUUUCGAACACAGAGACGUGGGAGUUCUUCUCACAAUUUACCUGA